Molecule: messenger RNA, 789 nt
Organism: Aspergillus homomorphus CBS 101889
Lineage: Eukaryota; Fungi; Ascomycota; Eurotiomycetes; Eurotiales; Aspergillaceae
Product: RTA1 domain-containing protein
Exons: 3
Cellular component (GO): membrane
Source: RefSeq, a predicted model, not a curated record
AUGGCAAUUUACCAACUCUAUCACUAUGCCCCCUCGCUCGCCGCCGCCAUCGCCGCGACCGCCAGCUUCGGGCUGCUGACGACCUGCCACGCAAUCCACUACCUAGCCCAGCGGACCUGGUUCUUUACCCCGUUCGUCAUCGGGGGCAUCUUCGAAACAACAGGCUACGCAGCCCGAAUUAUCAACAGCCAACAAACGCUGCACUGGAGCACAGCCCCCUACAUAAUACAAUCCCUACUGAUUCUCAUCGCGCCCUCCCUCUUCGCCGCCUCAAUCUACGUGAUUCUCGCGCGCAUCAUCCGCCUCACCAACGGCGAUACCCGAUCCCCUCUCCGCGCGAACAGAAUCACACGUAUCUUCGUCAUAGGCGACGUGAUCGCCUUCCUAGCACAAGCAGGCGGCGGUGGACUGCUCGCCAGAUCCACCUCGUCGUCCACCACCCACCUCGCCAACUGGAUUGUCAUCGCCGGGUUGAUCGUGCAGAUCCUCUUCCUCGCUGCAUUUAUGUGUGUGCUCGGUGUGUUUCAUCGAAGAAUGGCCCGGCAUCCCACGCGGCGCGCGAGGAGGACUCGUGUGCCUUGGUGGAGGUUUCUAUGGGUGUUGUAUGUGGUGAGUGGCUGUGUGUUGGGGCGGUCGGUGUUUCGGGUCGUGGAGUUUGCGUGCGGGGCGGAGGGGGUCUUGCAGCGCCGGGAGGUGUGGUUGUAUGUGCUUGAUGGGGGGUUGAUGGGGGUUGUUAUGGGGGUGUUGCUGGUUUGGCAUCCGAGCCGGAUGAGGGAUGGGGGUGGGGAG